Molecule: messenger RNA, 960 nt
Organism: Mitosporidium daphniae
Lineage: Eukaryota; Fungi; Microsporidia
Exons: 5
Coding region: 1-960 (319 amino acids)
Biological process (GO): mRNA splice site recognition
Cellular component (GO): U1 snRNP; U2-type prespliceosome
Molecular function (GO): mRNA binding
Source: RefSeq, a predicted model, not a curated record
AUGUCUGAUUAUGCUCGUCAGCUAUGCAAUGAACUAAUGGGUCUUGAUAGAAACAAAACCGUGUAUGAAGAAAAGACGCAGGAAAAGAGAUUUUAUGAUAAAGAUGUUUGCAAGUACUUUUUGGUUUCGUUUUGUCCACAUGACUUGUUUCCCAACACAAAAUCGGAUAUUGGCCCGUGUGAGUACCGUACUCAUGACGAGGCCCUACGGGCAGACUACAUGUUAAAUGGGGAGGAUUACGUUGUUCAAUUUGAGAAGAAAAUGAUGGAUUACUUGCAGAGACUGGUAAAUGAUCUGGAUCGCCGAAUAAAACGGGCAAAAGAAAGGCUCGAGGCCAAGCCUUCAGAUGAGGUGCUUGCAAUGAUGAAACCAAACAAAGACGAAAAUGAAGAGCGAAUAGUGAAGCUUGAAUUACAGCUGAAAGAUCUUUUGGAUCGUAUGGAAAAGUUUGGCGAAGAAGGCAAGGUCUAUGAAGCCCAGCAGUUGGAUUGCGAAUCCGAUCGCCUUAGAAGGGAUAUUGACCGCAUCAAACAGGAAAUAAACCCGAUGUUUAAAAUGGAGAAGGAAAUGGAAACAUGCAGCGUUUGCGGUGCUUUUCUUGUUGUAAAUGACAUUGCAAAGAGGCUCGACGCCCAUUACGAGGGAAAGCAGCACAUUGGGUUUGACAAGGUCAGAAAAGAGCUCGAUCGGUUGAAGGAAAAAUAUCCAAACACCCCAGUAACCUCUCCGAGUACACAGGGGAAAACCGCGUUUCUGUAUGAACUGCCUUCACGCAGAAGGUCGAAAUCGCCACCGCUUCGAUCCAAGUCUCCUCAAACAAGAGGAGCAAGCUCUCGCGAUGCCGGAGCACGACUUCAUUCGCCAGAGAGAAAAUCUAGGAAUCAAAUGAGACAAAAGUCUCGGUCUAAAUCGCCAAUACCCCAUGAUUAUCCACAGAGCCGCAAGUUCAGAAAAUAUUAA